AUCGCAUCUCUCCUAUACAAACAAUCUCGAUAUCCUCGUCCCAUCCACUGUUAAUCCGCCAUGUCUGCUGCCCAGCUUCUUAACCCCAAGGCCGAGUCCCGGCGGCGGGGCGAAGCUCUCAAGGUCAACAUCACCGCGGGUGAGGGCCUCCAAGAUGUCCUCAAGUCCAACCUGGGCCCCUCGGGCACCAUCAAGAUGCUUGUCGAUGGCGCCGGUCAGAUCAAGUUGACAAAGGAUGGCAACGUCCUCCUCCGUGAGAUGCAAAUACAAAACCCGACAGCUGUUAUGAUCGCCCGUGCUGCGACCGCCCAAGACGACAUUUGCGGUGACGGCACAACGUCGGUGGUGUUGUUGGUGGGAGAGCUCCUUAAGCAGGCCGAUCGUUACAUCUCCGAGGGUCUUCACCCCAGGAUAAUCACAGAUGGUUUCGAGAUCGCCAAGACCGAGGCGCUCAAGUUCCUCGAUGACUUCAAGCUCCCUCGCGAGGUCGACCGCGAGCUCCUCCUCUCCGUCGCCCGUACCUCGCUUGCCACCAAGCUGAGCGCCAGCCUGGCCCAGAGCUUGACCGCCGAUAUUGUCGAUGCCGUCCUCGCUAUCUACCAGCCCCCGGCCAAGCCCGACCUUCACAUGAUCGAGAUCAUGACCAUGCAACACCGCACUGCCUCUGAUACCCAGCUUAUCCGCGGUCUCGCCCUCGAUCACGGCGCCCGCCAUCCCGAUAUGCCCAAGCGCGUUGAGAACGCCUACAUCCUCACCCUCAACGUCUCCCUCGAAUACGAAAAGUCCGAGAUCAACUCUGGCUUCUUCUACUCUAGUGCCGAGCAGAGGGACAAGCUCGUGGAGAGUGAGCGUCGCUUCGUCGAUGCCAAGCUGAAGAAGAUCGUCGAGCUCAAGAAGGAGGUCUGCGGCAACGAUCCCACCAAGAACUUUGUUAUCAUCAACCAAAAGGGUAUCGACCCUCUGUCUCUGGAUGUGUUGGCCAAGAACGGUAUCCUCGCUCUCCGGAGAGCGAAGAGGAGGAAUAUGGAGAGACUUCAGCUCGUCUGCGGCGGUGUUGCUCAGAACAGUGUCGACGACCUUUCACCGGAGGUUCUCGGUUGGGCUGGUCUUGUCUACGAGCAACAGCUUGGUGAGGAGAAGUACACUUUCAUCGAGGAGGUCAAGGACCCCAAGUCCGUGACCCUCCUUAUCAAGGGCCCCAAUGCGCACACCAUCACCCAGCUUAAGGAUGCCGUCCGUGACGGUCUUCGCAGUGUCUACAACAUGAUUGUCGACAAGAGUGUUGUUCCCGGUGGUGGCGCUUUCCAGGUUGCCUGCGCUGCCCAUCUCAAGAGCGAUGCCUUCACAAAGACGGUCAAGGGCAAGGCCAAGUGGGGUGUCGAGGCUUUUGCCGAUGCUCUUUUGGUUAUUCCCAAGACCCUUGCCGCCAACGCCGGUCUUGACGUUCAAGAUUCUCUCGCUGCUCUUCAAGACGAGCAAGCCGAGGGCAAUGUUGUUGGUCUCGACCUUGCAACUGGCGAGCCUAUGGACCCUACACUGGAGGGUGUUUAUGAUUCGUUCAGAGUAUUGAGGAACUGCGUCGCCUCCAGUGCCGGCAUCGCAUCUAACCUGUUGUUGUGCGACGAGCUUCUCAAGGCGAGACAGAUGGGUAGGGCUGGAGGUCCUGGACCUGGCAUGGACGGUCCCGAUUCUUAAACAACUGUGUAAAUCGUCUGCAUGUAAGAUACCUAUUGAAAAACUAAUACAUGGCGAUGAGAGGUCAAAAACAC
Molecule: messenger RNA, 1769 nt
Organism: Neurospora tetrasperma FGSC 2508
Lineage: Eukaryota; Fungi; Ascomycota; Sordariomycetes; Sordariales; Sordariaceae
Product: T-complex protein 1 subunit zeta
Exons: 6
Coding region: 61-1695 (544 amino acids)
Biological process (GO): protein folding
Cellular component (GO): chaperonin-containing T-complex
Molecular function (GO): ATP binding; ATP-dependent protein folding chaperone; ATP hydrolysis activity
Source: RefSeq, a predicted model, not a curated record